UGCAAAUUUUCGCAAUAUGAAUGUUGACAGAACUCCAAACUGGUCUUCAGCUGAACGCUGUAUGGCGGUUGGUCUUAUAAAUGAAAAUUACGAAGCGUUAUUCGCAAAAUUCAAAGGCGCUACGACAGGAGCCCUAGACAAGAAAGGGAAAUGGCAGGACAUCGCGGAUCAGCUGAAUAGUUCUGGUAUUACCCAGUGUACUAGGACUGUGGAGCAGAUAAGAAGGAUGUAUGCUAAUGUUAAGCAACGAGCAAAAGAAAAAGACAGUGAUAAGAAGAAGACAGGUGGUGGACCCAACCUUAAGUUGACUCAAUGCGAGGAUAUGGUUUUAGACGGGAUUAGGGAUAAGCCACAGUUGGGAGGAAUCAUUGGUGGAUUGGAUACAUCAAGCACUGUUACAGAAUGUUCAAAGACCGCAACAUCAGGACAGAGUUCCACAGACACCGCACAAGAUCCUACAGAACCGGCAGCGACCUCAGGGAUGCCAGAGAAGGGUGAUGUAAAUGGUUCAGCAUGUAGAUUGCAAUCAAGUAUGGCAAAUAGUGAAAGUUACGCAGUUAUUAACGGAAAAAGCAAGAGAAGGAAAGUCGUCGUGGACGAGUUAUAUGAGCUUGAGAAGAAAAGGGCCCAGGCUGAGAUCCUUCUUCUUGAGCAGAGAAGAGACCAGGAGGCAGCCAUAUUUAAAAUUAAAAGGGAUAUGCUGCAAGCUACAAUGGAACAAGAAAAGAUUUUGUUUGAACUUAAGGGAAAAGUUUUACAAGAAAACUUAAACAAAGCCUUAGAGCAGAAUCUUCUGCUGUGGAAUGAGAAUUAAUUAUGUCUUCAUACAGGAGGGAGACAUAUUGUUUUUGCCUUUUCUGUCUGUCUGUCCUUUUGUCUGUCUGUCUUUGCAUUAAGCUUGUUCGGCUUUAACAAGUCAAACUGCUGGCUGGAUUUCGAGGAAACUUCAUCUCAGUGUUAUUAUAUUUUUCAGUCUUUCAAGACCAUUGAUUUCAACUCAUUUACAUUUACAUUUGAAGAUUGAAUACUGCUUAAGCCGAUGCUAGGGGAGUGGGCAGUUCUGUAUUUUCCAUUACUGCACAUGAACAGACUCGAUCGAACCGGGUCUGCAUUGUUGUUGUUGCUUCCAAGGGAUCUACUUUUCAGAUUAUAUUUUUACCCCCUGACAACAAAGUUGUAAGGGGGGUAUACUGGUUUCAGGUUGUCUGUCUGUCUGUCUAUCUGUCCGUAGAUACAAUCUUGUGCGCACCAUCUCUCCUCAUCCCCUUGGCACAAUUUAAUGAAACUUCACACAAGUGAUCAGUAACAACAGUAGUUGUGCAUGGGGCAUGUUAGGUUCUUUCAGAAAAAGAAAUUGCAGAGUUAUGGGACUUUGUUUUUUGUUACUAUACUAUAUACAUAGACAGAAUCUUGUGCGCACCAUCUCUCCUCAUCCACUUGACACAAUUUAAUGAAACUUCACACAAGUGAUCAGUUACAACAGUAGUUGUGCAUGGGGCAUGUUAGGUUCUUUCAACGACAAAAAUUGCAGAGUUGUGGGACUUUGUUUCUUGUUAACAUACUAUUUACAUACAGUCUGCAUAUGCAGUCUUGUGCGCGCCUAAUCUUCCGAACUCUUGCACACAAUUUAAUGAAACUUCACACAAGUGAUCAGUACCAACCCUAGUUGUGCAUGGUGCAAGUUAUGGGACUUUGUUUUGUGUUACUAUACUGUAUACAGUCCACAUAGUUAUGCAGUCUUGUGUGCGUCAAAUUGCAAUGUCCUGUGUCAAUGGUGCAUGCGGGGGGUACAUUCAUCACCUUUAGUGAUACCUCUAGUUAUAGAAGUGAUCAGUUCCAAGCCUAGAUGUUCUGCUACGUUGCAGAAGAUGGUUACCGGCACAUUCCACUUCACAGCACAAAAUGGCCACCAGAGCGAAAAAAGACAAAUCUUGUCUGGCUAAACUGCUGAUUUUGAAGAAGCUUCUCAAGAGUGAUCUGUACCAAGCGUAGUUUUGCAUGUCGCCAGCAUGUUUAGCUUCGCUGCAAAAAAUGGCCACCUGAACUGAAAAAAACUGCACAAAAUGGCCUUCAGAAAUGAAAGUAGAAAAAUCUUUCCGGUUUUCACAAGUCAAACUGCUGGCCGAAUUUCAACAAAACUUUAGUGAUCAGUACCGAGCCUAGUUGUGCAUAUCACUGACACAUUACGCUUAACUGCAGAAAAUAGCUGACAGUGGGACAGGUGUACCUGGGUGAGACGUAUGUUUUUGUGACAAAAACACCUUCUAGUUUACAUUCUGACACUGAAUUGCCAUCAAUUUUUUUUUGUAAAUUAGUGCAUUUUCUAUUGUUUUAAUGAACAGCUUUUUAAGUAGUUCCAUAUUUUGUUUUUGUAAUUUUCAUUCUAACAUGGCUGGAUUUGAUUUCCAGUUAAACAGAGAAGGAAAUCAAGCUUGGUAUAUAAUGGGAUUAACAAAGGUUGACAAGUGGACAGGUUAGAGAGCAUUAUGACUUUGAUUAUGACAUCAAAAUCCCGCACGGCGUCCAAUACAUUACUCCUCGGGUAAAUGAAGUCCAGAAUAAUAUUUAUUAAAACAUGUCAUUGAGCAUGUCAGAAUGAAAACAAUCGAGGCCUUCUUGCGGCUUACUGUCUAAAUUACCAUGGUUCAUCGUUUAGAAGCUUUUGUUUUUAACAACUCUGGCUAACGCCUCGUGGUUAAAUUCCUUCACGUCUGAACUUUAUACUGUGGUAAACUAGACGAUAGAUAACUCGAAGGCCUUGAUUUCUUAUUUAUUCUUACAUGGCUGUAUUUGAUUCCCAGUUAAGCAAAGAAGGAAAUCAAGCUCGGUUGACGUGUGGACCGAUACGCGAGCAUUAUGACCUCAAAUUGCUGCAUGACGUCUGAUUCAUUACUCCUUAGGUAAAUGAAUACCAGCCUAAUAUUUAUUAGAAUAUUUCAAUGAGCAUGUCAGAAUGAAAAAUAUCAAUGACUUCUUGUGAUUUAUCAUAUAAUUUAACACGGUUCAUCGCUCAGAUGCUUCGG
Molecule: messenger RNA, 3023 nt
Organism: Mercenaria mercenaria
Lineage: Eukaryota; Metazoa; Mollusca; Bivalvia; Venerida; Veneridae
Exons: 7
Coding region: 17-814 (265 amino acids)
Source: RefSeq, a predicted model, not a curated record